This is a messenger RNA of Scatophagus argus, 3731 nucleotides long. It is a transcript of the gene ccdc69, whose product is annotated as coiled-coil domain containing 69. Gene Ontology annotation, cellular component: cytoplasm; nucleus. The transcript is spliced from 9 exons. Gene Ontology annotation, molecular function: microtubule binding. NCBI's taxonomy places the organism in Eukaryota, Metazoa, Chordata, Actinopteri, Scatophagidae. Bases 134 to 1042 code for a protein of 302 amino acids. The record is from RefSeq and is a predicted model, not a curated record.
GGCCUGGGCGUUGCGUUCAGGGCAGCUUUUAUGGAGUGUUUGAAAGUUGUCAAUAGAGGGAAGAAGAAGACGAAGGAGAAUAGGAGUGGAGAGCGAGAGAAGCUUCAAAGCAGCAGAGCUCAGAAGAGGAGGAAUGGGCUGCAGUCACAGCAAGAAGAAAAGCAAAGGCAAGAGGGGAGAGAAAAACCAGAAAAACAGCCACAGAGAUGAAGGUAAACGCACAUCAGGUGAGCAGGACGUCUAUCUGGGGAAGCAGCUGGAGCGCUUUGAGUGGCAGCUUAGGACUGUGAAGGAAGUGCUGUCAGCCAAUGGGGACCCAGAGAGGGUGGAGAUACUGAAACAGCACGCUGACGAAGAGGUGUGCGCCCUCGUACUGAGCAUCCUGGAUAAGGUGAAGACAGAGACAACGGCCGAUCUGCACGUCCUACACGAACAGAAAAGUAAAGCUGCUGCUGAGCAGUAUGACAGAAGCGUGGAAGAGCUGCAGAAGAGACACGAACAGGAAAAGACUGAACUGACAGAAAAGUUUCAGACUGCUGAGAACAUCCUGAAGGGUAAAGUAGAGGAACUGACAGCAGAUCUGCAGGUUUAUAAUGAGCUGAAAAGGAGAGUUGAAGAAUCAAUGUUUAAGAAGGACCUGCAGAGAAAUAUUCAGGCCCAUGGCAGCCCAGGUGCAUUCUGGGAGUCUGAGCAGGAGUCUCUGCUCUUUGUCAUUGAGAUGAAAAGUGAGCGCAUGCAAGAACAGAGCAGGAAGCUGCAGCAGAUGGAAGCUCUGAUUGAGAAGAACUUGACUUUGGAGGAUCAGAUCAUCCACCUCCUGCAGCAGAAUGAGGAUCUGAGAGUCCGAAUAGACAACUGCCAGACUCUCAUUCAGCAGUUAUCAAAGGAGCAGCAGGACAUGAAGGUUGCACUGGAGAGGCAGGCAGUAAUCAACCAGAAGCUUUCUCAGGAAAAAGAGCAGCUGAUGUUCAAACUGAGACACAGGGACUCGUGUCCCACCAUCCACCUGUCCGCCAUGGUGCAGGAGAUCGGACCCAGAUGACUCUGAUCUCAUGAACCGUAUGUGUGACUCUGUGCAGAUAAAACCAGACUGUGUUUGGUUGUACAGCUGCCCAUAACUCUCAAGGUAACAUGCAUUUGGCCCGAUUUACCUCUUACUAACUGGGCUUUGAGCUCAAACUGGGCAUGUCCUACCAACCACCUGGAGACCAACAGUCAUCACAACUCUGCUGUUCUGGGUUUGAGUUUCAGAGCUUUAAGGUGGAUCCUGUCGGCAUCGGUGCAGAACACCACAAGAAUAAAUAUUCCCAAUUUAAACUGCAGCUCACUGGUAAGGCUCUAAAGCUAGCAUGUUGUGCAGGUUUACACGGACCCUAGCCGAGUCUAGCCAACAACUAAGUGAGUUUCCAGUGUGUUCCAACUGUUUCCUGGAUGUACACUUGCAAUCAAAACCAGUCAGCCACAAUAGCUAGCUAUCUUGCUAUCUGCCAGUUAGCAGUUUAGCAAGGAAGCAAAAUAAUUUAGCAUUGUUUAUACCAUGUCAACAUUGUGAAUUUGCAAGUUUGUUGAAGUUUGUGAGUUAAGAACUUUAUGCUACUUUGCCCCCGUGAACAACUCCACUCAUCAAGACGUUCAUUUUGGGUCAUUCUGCUGUCAAAAAAUGUUUGCUACCCACCCUUAGUUACUGCAAUCUGAGACUCGCAUAAUAACUGAAUGUGUCAUAUUUUCUGGUGAAAUCUGACAUCAUGUCAUGAUUUAGUAAAGGUUUAUCAUAAACCUUUACUACUUCACACUGACCCCUCAGUCUUUGCUGCAUUGAAGCCAUAGGAGAAGCCACACUUUUGAUUUUUAUCAGGGAAAAAAUUAUUUUGAAACGCUUGUGACGCCUAACCGAAGCACAGUUCAUGAUUAUAUCACUGUCUGGGUGUCAGGCACUGAGCAGUUCUGAGUUUAAGUGCCUUGUUCAGUGGCCCACAUUUGUGUGGGUAGUUAUGGGAACGAGGUGCUUUACUGAUCCACUUUUCCCAUAACUUGACUAUCCUUAAGCUGUACAGCUAGCAGUGAAGCCUCCAGAAGCACUUCAGGUGAUUUUUAUAUUCCACUUCAACUUGGAUGCCCAUUUGAGGUUCUUCAGGCAUCUUAUGAGACCCUCAGAAGAAAACAUGAUUUAAGCAAUUCAUUGAGGACCCCUUCAGGUUUCCCUCUGAUUGCAAACUAGGACCUUUUAAAGGUGACUCUUGCUCAAAAUAUUCAGAGGUUCACCUUAUAUACCUGGCCACACUCCUAGGAUGUUCAAGUAUGUAAACCCUACAAACGAAGGAAUUUAAAAAUUUAGACCUCAUCAACUGUGAUUUUACUCAUUUUCUGAUUGCAUGCUGUUACAAAUGACUCUUGGCUUUUUAUUGUCGAGCUCUCUUUAUUGCUGCUGUCGGGAGACAACACCAGUUUACUUUCACUGUCAAAUCUGAUUUCCAGCAUUCAGGAGCUGUAAGAACAAAGUGUUUUCUGAGCUGUUACUGUGCUAACUUUACUGUUAGCACAUUAGCUUUCAGCACAAAUUACAGCUGAAAAACUUUGAUUGGAACAAUCUGUGUCCAGUGUUUAGCUCUUGUGGUAAACAUCUUACAGUUACAGCAGUGCUGUUUUACAUUUUUCAACCACAGAAAAAUUUUGUCAGGUGUGCAAUGAGUUUUAAAUUCUAAUUAGGGUGCUAAUGUGUCUGCAGACCUUUUCGACCUGGUCAUAUUAGAGAAUGACUUGUAGUUGGUGCUGGGGUUCAGUGUCAGUGACAUAGUACAACUUUUGUAGAGCAGGUUGUUCGGCUACAAUGGCUGGAAGAGCAAACUGUAGAGCUAAUUUAAAAAGCCAUCCUAGCUGGUAAGCUAUCAAACAAGACUGAAUAAUGUUUCUUGACUGUGCUUCAAAACUAGCCAUGUACAGCAGGGUGCCAAGCUAGCUAUCUUGCUGGUAUAUAAAACUGUUUGACUACUAUGGCUGGAGGGCUAAUGAAUUAUGUGCUUGUUAGCUGGUAACAUACUCAAGAUAACUCUCAGAGUUAGCUUAGCCAGAGUUACUUAAGUACUAGAUAACAAACCAAACACACACUAUUGUACUGUACCAGAAACCUCUGAAGACUGCAUGUUAUACACAAGCAAAACAGGGUUAUGUGAAACUAAAUUAUGUGACUUGGCUAAUGUGAUUGUGGACUGUUCCGCUCUUUGCUCACAGGUCAGCAUUGUCGAAGCAGGAACUGAACAGGGUUGCGAAGUCUCGUUACCCAUUCAGAGCUGUGUUUACUGUCAGUUUUUCACUGUUGAUGUUUAAAGCAUAGUUAAAGUUUUACUUGAUAAACAAUCACAGAACAAUCAUCACUGUAUACAUCUUGCCUUAAAAAAAUUCAAUAGCUAUCAGUUCAGAUGUAUUAAGUCUUCUUAAAGAUGUGAAAAUAAUGCCGUUUUAGUUCUUUUUUUAAUGAGAUGAUGGAUUUAUGGAUUUGAUCUUUUGUAUUGUCAAAAAAAAAAAACCUUUGUCAGUGUUUUGACAACUCUUUCUCCUUACGCACCAGCACUUUGACCAGUAUUUUACCAGGAGUUUAUUUUAGAGAGAUUUUUCCAUGUUGUAUGGUUUUGAAAUUGCUCAUCUUCUCAUGUCUGAAAACUUUCUUGGCUGGAUUGAAAGCCAGCAGUAACUUUUUUGUUUUUGGUGUGACUAAAUAAAAACUGCAACUAAAA